Camellia sinensis is the source of this 1734-nucleotide messenger RNA. RefSeq lists its product as uncharacterized. NCBI's taxonomy places the organism in Eukaryota, Viridiplantae, Streptophyta, Magnoliopsida, Ericales, Theaceae. The record is from RefSeq and is a predicted model, not a curated record. Gene Ontology annotation, molecular function: metal ion binding.
GAUUUCUCGAUCCCAUAUCUCUCUCUCUAUAUAUAUGUAUAAAACAAGACACAACCCAGAGAUAGAGGAAGAAAACUAAGAAAGAGUGCGUGGGAAGAGUUUUAAAUCUCUCUCUCUUUCUCGUAAUUGCCUAAAAAUCUCAGUAUUCAAUAUGAGCUUGAGAGCUUCAAAGUCCAAACCCCAUUAAUUUCUCUCCAUUAUAAAUCCUUGUUUUUUGGUUAAAAGAGCCCACAAAAAGCCAAAAACAAACUACUUUGCAUAGUUUUCCCUAUCCUAUAUACUCAACUUCUCUGCUUCAUUUCACUCUGCAGCUAACAUCUCUCUUUUCUUCCCAUCUCUGUCACAGAAAGAAUGAGCAAACAAGAUUUCUUGAAGACUCAGAGUUGUGUUCUCAGAGUGAAUAUAGACUGUGAUGGAUGUAAGCAGAAAGUGAGGAAACUGUUGCAGAAAAUUGAUGGGGUUUAUACUGUCGCUAUAGAUGUGGAACAAGGGAAGGUGACUGUGACAGGAAAUGUUGAUCCAGCCACACUCAUAAAGAAGCUUUCGAAGUCUGGAAAACAUGGAGAGCUAUGGGGAGCCCCAAAAGCUUCAAACCAUCUCAAUAACCAGCCAAAAAAUAUGCAGAUUGAUUUUGGCAAAGGUGGGAAAAAAGACAGCAAGGCUCAAAAAGGUGGCCAACAAUUCCAACAACAGCAAAUGCAAAAUGCCAAAGGGUCUAAAGAUCCUAAGGUUCCCUCCAAAGAUCAGAAAUCUGUCAAGUUCAACUUGCCUCAUGAUGAUGAUGAUUCAAGUUUUGAUGAGUUUGAUGAUGAAUUUGAAGAUGAUGAUGGUUUUGAUGUUCCACAUAAACCACCAAUUAUGGGUAAUGGGCAUGGACCCCAUGGGCCAAAUGGAAUGAUUAAUGGCCAGGUCAUGAAUGGACAAAAGGGUGGAAAUGCCAAGAAAGGUGGUAGCUUUGAUCAGCCUAUUCAAUUAAAGGGUAUGGGUAUGAAUGGAAAUGGAGGAAAGAAAGGUGGUGGCGGCGGUGGUGGUGGAAAUAAUAAGGGAGGAAAUCAAAGUGAGGCUGGUAAAAAUGGUGGGGGUUUAGCAGGAGACGGAAAAAAUAGUGGUCAAAAAGGUAAGGGUGGCAAUAAUGGUGGCAGCAGUGGUGGUGGUGGGAAAAAUAGUACUAAUUGGGGUAUGAAAGGAGGAGGGAAGAAUGAUGGGGACCAUACAAUGAACAAUAUGCAACCUGGGUUUGAUGAGAUUGAUGAUGUCAGUCAUAAAGGGUUUGCUGGUAGGAAUAUGGGUCAGAUGGGUAAUUAUCCAAUGCCAAUGGGUCAUAUGGGGAAUAUUCCGGCGGUACAAGGACUACCGGCUGCAAAUAACCCUUAUAACCAACAAUACAUGGCCAUGAUGAUGAACCAGACUCGGCCGAACGAAAAUGGCAUGUUCCAGCCAAUGAUGUGUGCCAGGCCACAACUGUCGAUGAGUUAUGGGCUACCGCCAAUGCCGCCUCCGGUGGCCGAUAAUUUCACCCACUUCUUCAGUGAUGAAAACACCAGCAGUUGCAGUAUCAUGUGAAUUGCCAUAUGGUUUAGCCUAGUUUUUUUGUUCUUAUGUUGGGCUUGUUCCUUUGUGGUGGCAGAAAUGCUAGUGUCCCAAAACAAAUGUCCCAGAUCUUUCUGAGUAAUAUGUAUCUAUGGUGAAAAUUGAAUGGAUUGGUGAGUUUAAGUAUGAAAUGAAUUUAAGUCA